This is a messenger RNA of Trichechus manatus latirostris (Florida manatee), 2914 nucleotides long. It is a transcript of the gene SH2D1B, whose product is annotated as SH2 domain containing 1B. NCBI's taxonomy places the organism in Eukaryota, Metazoa, Chordata, Mammalia, Sirenia, Trichechidae. The coding region runs from base 138 to 533 and encodes 131 amino acids. The transcript has 4 exons. Gene Ontology annotation, biological process: positive regulation of B cell differentiation; negative regulation of bone resorption; regulation of immune response. The record is from RefSeq and is a predicted model, not a curated record. Gene Ontology annotation, cellular component: cytosol.
CACUGGCCAAAGAAGGAAGACAUAUUUCCACAGGCUCCAUCAGGCCAGCUGCCUCCACUUCCCUCUUCAGAGGUGGCCCUUGACUUGGGGCUUGAUUUCAGACUGACAAGGCAGCCUGGGAUACAAGGGGGCUCUCCAUGGAUCUGCCUUAUUACCAUGGCCCCCUUUCCAAGAGAGACUGCGAGACCUUGCUGCUCAAGGAAGAAGUGGAUGGCAACUUUCUGCUGAGGGACAGCGAGUCGGUGCCAGGAGCUCUGUGCCUCUGUGUCUCGUUUGAAAAAAUGGUCUACACGUAUCGAAUCUUCCGAGAGAAAAAUGGGUACUACAAGAUACAGACUGCGGAAGGCACUCAAAAACAGCUCUUUCCAAGCCUAAGAGAAUUGAUCUCCAAAUAUCAAAAACCAAAUCAAGGGCUGGUGGUCCGCCUUUUAAACCCAGUAAUGAGCACACACCUGAGAUGCAGAAGAUUGAAGAUACAGUUGAAUGAUAUUUAUGCGAAUGCUAACAGUGAUUAUAUGGAAGUCUUGCCUUGAAGAUAAGGAGAUUGGACAAAGCAAGUUAGAGAAGAGAUGAAGUGACCCUGCUUCUCCUGUAGGUACAGAUCUGGAAUGCCAAACUCUUGUGGAUAAAUUCAGCCUCUCUUGGUCUAGGUAAUUGAAGAUGUUCUGUCCUCCAGCCUUAGAGAUGUCACUCCCCAUGUCCCUGCCUCCCAGGCAUACAGCAUGAGAAGCUUCGAAACCCCUCUCCACCUCUCACUCUUCUUUCAUGGAGUGGGAUAGCCUGAACCCUGAACCUAUUCUUCUCGACUUGUUAAAAGCACUAUCAUUACAUCAUGGUUGACACCCUCUUUCCAACUGGGCAAUCAGAGGGGCAGCUUUAUACAAAGGAGACUGCACUUGGCGGUGAGUUACAAGCCCUGAGUUCCCGUCCUACCUCCAUCAUUGGCUAUGGGACUUCGAACAAACACUUCCCCUCUCUGGGUCUGAGUUUCCUCGCUUAUAAAGCAAGUGGCUAGACUAAAGGAUACACAACUGUCCCAGCUCUCUGCUGGGCUGGUUUUAUCAGGUGGUGUUGGAAAGUCCCAGAGCGAUAAAGAUGUAUACAGGACCAGCCAUCACAUUCUGUACACCUGCCUGCACUGGUCUCAGUAAUCGUGGGAACCCUGACUUUACAGUUCAGCUGAUAGAACUCUCACCCACCCUUCUCCCUCAGCCUGCGUUACUGCCCAUUCAGCUCUUCUCCUUUUUAAUGUCGAUCUUCCUGCCGAACAUUGCCCUGGAAGCAGUUUCUUCCUGGUUUUGCCUAAUUCCACCUCUGCACCAACCACCUCUGCUGCAUGGAUGGUUCUCUACAGUGAUGUAUGUGGAGAGUGAAAAAGAUAUUCUCCUAUGUGUGACUCUGGUUCUCCACUAGGUUCUAAGGACAGGCCACCAAAGCAAGGCUGGGACUUCCUGGUAUCCUCCACAGUGUAUAGAAAUGUGUGCUACACAGAGCUUGUGCCCAGGAAAAAUUCAUGGAAGUUACUCACUGGAAGCCCAUUCCUGAAGGAUUUGCUGAAUUGGUUUCUACGUCCCUUUGAAUUUCUCUGCUGGUUCAAAAUGUUAACUAAAACCUGGUUAGUUCAGAACGUACCGAAUCCUAUCUAUGCCCUUUCUGUUCCCCAUUUUCAAAUCAGAGUGUUUCCUUUUACCCCAAUGGCCAGUAAGCCAGGUUGUUUGUGCUCUCGGGUCACAACAAUCCAUGGCUGCUAACAACUAAAAACAAAAGCAAUUGCCAUCAGGUCAUCUCCAACUCAUGGUGACCCCAUGUGUCUCCGAGUAGAACUGUGCUCCACAGGGUUUUCAAUGGCUGAUUUGAACCUUCACUCUUUCUGUCAGCGGCUCAGCAUAUUAACCGUUUGCACCACCUUGAGACUCCAACUAAACGAAAAGCAAAAAGCAGCCAUAUUCAGAGAGCUAAGGGUGCCAAGUCCCCUUGGUUCAGUGAACAAAAGAAGUAAGCCAACUCCCUGGGGUUCUGUUCUAUGUCUUUGAUUCUCCUUCCAUGGCGUUAAGAAGCAUGUCCCAGUUUCCAGAGCCUACAGCAAUCCUUAGCUCAGAAACUAUGUUCAAUAGUAUUUUUUGAAUAAAUGGAUACAUCAGUCCAGAAAAGGUAGUCACUCAUUCUGGAUAACAGAGAUUUGCUUGAGUUUUGUAAAUUUCAAAAUCCAUUACAUGGGGAAAAUUUGAUCAAGAUCCUUUCAUUAUCGCGCUCCUAAAAGUUAUUUCCUCUUUUCCAAGCAUCUAUGCAUAGCAUCUUGCACAAUACUUGGUCCAUAGUGGGCAUUCAGUACAUUUCUCAAAUGAGCAAGCCACAUUUAAUGGCUGAUGUUGAUGUCAUGCUGUAAAUCCCUGAAAUUUUUGAAGACCCAGAAUACCAGGUAACAUUAGGAACAGCUGAAAUACCUAGGUGUGUGGGACUGGAAGAGGGAAGACUUAAGAAACUGUAACAGCUAUUACAAGUGUUUGAAGUGCUGUUUUGUGAAAUAGGGAGUAGAAUCACUCGGUACAAUGCCAGACAGCAGAACUUGGACCAAUGACUGGUUGUUCAUAGAACAGCAGUUUUCAGUCAAAUAUAAGAAUGAACUCUGGACCCACUAGAGCUAUCCUUAUGCUCUAACAUUUUAUGUUGUAGUUCAAGUUGAGUGUGAUAUUUUCCAAGGAUGUAGGAGAGAGGAUUCUUGCCCUGGGAAGAGAUUAGACUGGCUGACUGCUAAGGUACUUUCCAAGUCAAGGAUAAUAGGAUUCUACUCUCUUAACAAUUACAGUGGGAAUCAUCUUCUUUUUUGUUCCCAGCUAGGUAUGAAGAGUUGAAUUAAUCACACUCCUUAGUUCUUAAUUCACUCUAACCAUUAGAUCAUGCAAGGCCCUUCAUU